UAGCGUUCAUGGAUUGCUUUCCUCUUUUUUCUAUCCAUCUGAGUAUUUUUGAUAGCUUUUUCCCAUGCAUCCUUUCUGUUGGUCAACAACCAAACACAUCUCUCUAUAGUUAUUCACUACUCCGUGCAGGAAAGACUCUCUUUCUGUCUAGAGGGAAUUUUUUUGUCUCAAUCAAUCACUAUGUUUCCACUCAAUUUUCAUUACAGAGAUGUAUCACGUCAGGAUCCGUUGCUCAAACUGAAUCACGCCAACGUUAUGGAAGUUCCUGGAUCGUGUGAAAUAAGAUUAGUACCUAAGGCACCCUAUGAUUUAAUAAUAAUAAAUGGAAAAUUGGCUAUGGAGAUUCCGCGCGGUCAGAAAUUCAUACAGACACAAAGGGGUUCGACAGGAAAGUCGUUUCGAUCCAAUCCAUUCUUGGGGUCAAAAAAAGACAAAGGAUAUGUCAGUGACCUAGCACGACAAAGCACUCUCCGAGGGCAUGGAAUGUCUAAUUUUUCGGUCAGAAUAUCGACAGUAAUGUCUCUGUUAGAUUCUCCGGUCGAAAUACGGGAAAACUCUAUUCAAUUCUCGAUGGAAACGGAGUUUUACGAAUUCUCCCCGGAUUUGGAAGAUCAUUUCGAUAUCUUCGAACAUAUUCGAGGGUUCAAUGUUACUAUUGUAACUUCGGCCAACACACAACAUGAGACUUUACCACCGUGGAGCGGCUUUUUGCAAAAAGAUGAGGGAGAAACUCAGUAAGAGAUGUCGGAGAAGCGAAAUAUACGAGAUCACAAACGCAGAUUGCUCGCGGCUAAAUAUGAAUUGAGACGAAAGCUUUAUAAAGCCUUUUGUAAAGAUUCCGAUCUUCCUAGUGAUAUGCAGGACAAACUUCGUUAUAAGUUGUCCAAGUUGCCAAUAAA
Molecule: messenger RNA, 899 nt
Organism: Lathyrus oleraceus (garden pea)
Lineage: Eukaryota; Viridiplantae; Streptophyta; Magnoliopsida; Fabales; Fabaceae
Product: 60S ribosomal protein L5, mitochondrial-like
Exons: 1
Coding region: 181-738 (185 amino acids)
Biological process (GO): translation
Cellular component (GO): ribosome
Molecular function (GO): structural constituent of ribosome
Source: RefSeq, a predicted model, not a curated record